This is a messenger RNA of Astrephomene gubernaculifera, 3432 nucleotides long. NCBI's taxonomy places the organism in Eukaryota, Viridiplantae, Chlorophyta, Chlorophyceae, Chlamydomonadales, Astrephomenaceae. The record is from the annotation of a GenBank genome assembly.
GUUAUACACCCAAACGUUGUUCUCAUCGCGUACUGCCUAACUUAACUACAUUGUUCAACAAUCUCGCCUAACCGUAUGAACGUCGAGCUCCUUCUUACCUACAAUGUAUUACUAGAACGACAUUGUGUACUUAAGCUGCGUCGAAGUCGUAAAACCUUUGCCGAGUUCGAAGCCUCGUACGAUGGGGAAUGAGGUGUCCCUCUCACUGACCGACAUCCGCGGCGGCGCGACCGCUGUAGAGGCGCGCCUGCGUGCUGGCGCAAGCCCCAACAAGCGCAUGCUUUUUUCUCAGGACGUGGGCCCCCUGCCCAAAGCCUGCAAGUCCACUCCACUAGGCUACGCGCUCCUCGCAAACGACCUAGCCCUCCUGGACGUCCUACUUGCGGGAGGCGCCGAUGUACAGAAACCCGUGGGGUUACCCCAAGCGUUUGACUUUUCGCCCCUGCACCUAGCAGUUGCCCUGGACCGAGUGGAUGCCGUACGAAAGCUGCUAGCAUGCAGCGCCGAUCCCAACGCACCGCUGCAGCUCAAAAAGGGCACCGCGCGUCCGCCCGAACCAGCAGCACCGGCAGCAGCAGCCGCAGGAGCAGGAACAAGCGGCGCCGAGCGUCCCAAACUGCUUCCUGUGAGUCUGCCGUACACCCGCGCAGGCGACACUCCGCUUCACAUCGCCAUCGACUGCAGUACAUGCAGCAGCAGCACCAGCGGCGGUACGGGGGUCGUGGAGGCGCUUCUACAACACGAGGCCACCAAUGUCAACGCCCCAAACGCCCGAAAACGCACCCCGCUGUAUAAGGCCUGCAAACGCAAGAACGCGGCAUGCGUCAGGCUGCUGACGCGGCACCCACGCAUCGACGUCAACGCGGGUGGCCCCCUGUUCGCUGCCAUCAGGGUGGAGGACCCGACCCUGGUGUCGCUGUUGCUGCGGGCGGGGGCGGGGGUACACCAGCGCAUGCGAAAUGAAGCCGGCGAGACGCCGCUGCACUUUGCGCUUCAUCGCAGCAGCCUGUUCUUCAGCAACCGGGCUGAGAUUGUGGGUCAGCUGGUGCGGGCGGGGGCGGUGGUGGAGCCCGGCAUGCGGGAGUACCUGCAGGGGAGGAACUGGCGGAGGGUGCUUGCGGCGCUGGAUGCGGGAACAAGCAACAGCGGCAGCGGCGACGAUGAUGGUGGUAGUGCUGGUGGGAGCAGUGGAGGCGCUACAGGCAACACGGUGGGCGGUUUCGGAAGCACCGGCAUGAGCAGGAUCGCAGCAGCAGGACGUCCCCAUGUUGUCCGUGGCACUUCCGGACCUUCCAUGGGGCCUUCAGUUGCUGCUACUGCUACUGCGGUUGCCACUCCUGCUGCUUCUGCCGCCACCCGACCUCCAGCUGCGGAUCCGUUGUGGCUCACUGCGCACCCGCCCUCGUCCACAGCAACAACACCUCACACAGUAAACAACAGGAGCAGCGGCAGCAGCACCGGGAACCUUGGUUCCGCCACGCAGGCCGCUACCCAUGCCGGCGGCGAAUAUCCGCUAGCGGGCAGCUCUAUUGCGCAGACAUUGAGGGAGGAGUGCCAGCGCAAUCCCUUGCUAACGUUGUUCAUGCCAGUGUUGUUACCUAUAAUCAUUUUCGCGGAAUUAGGCGCGGCAAUAGGCAAGGCGCUGAGUGCGCUGGCGGAAGCUCUAGCGCUGCUCAUUCGCGUGGCUAUGGUGGUGUUGGCUGUGGCGGCGGUUGUGGUGGUUGCCAUCUUGACACUGGUCGCAAAGGCCGGCACUAGGGUGCUGCGGCGGCAGCGGACACGGCAGCAUGCAGGUGCCGUACAAUCCCAGUAUCAGUCCAACACCAGAAUCACCAGCAGCAGCAGCAGCCGCUACAUGGGGGUCAAAAGCCAUCUCACAGCAGCCGCCACCGCUGGUGAUUACCUCACCACCAACAACAACACUAGCAGCGUUCCCACCACCACCACCACCUCGCUGCCCCCAUCCUCCUCGUUUGCCGACUCCGCUUCCCCAUCCUCACCCUCACUACCAACACCAUCAUCACUGUUAACACGCGCCUGGGGUGAGCUUCGACGCAACCUCACUCCCCUUCGUGGCUGCCGGGCUUUCAUCAUCACCGCCGGCGCCUUCUUCACCGCACUCUUCCUGGCUUUCUUCCUCAUCGACCUGGGAGUCUCGCUGCUCCUCGCAAUCCUGCCGCAAACGCACCCUGUACGAACAGCCCUAGCGGCUUGCUCCAGGCGCCGGCGGCGGCGCGGCCAGGCAGAGGCGGGCGGCGGGCUGUGUCGUGAAGCGUGGUGGUGCCUCCCGGUCGCGUUGGCAUUGAGCUGGGUUACGGAUAUGUCGUACUUUGCGCUGACAGUGAUGCUGACGACGGCAUUCACCGCGCAAGUGGUGGGGGAGAUCUGGGUUGAGGUACGGCAGAGGAUGCUGGAGGAGGGGAAUGCAGUUGGAGGCAGGAGGUCUGCUGACUGGGGGGAAGCGGGGAGGGAGUGGGGAGACAGUCGGCAGCUGCGUCAAGGGGCCUCGGCUGCUGAGAAGUCAGCAGCAGCAGCAGGCGGCAGCGAUUGCGGGGGUGGUGAUCACGGGUUGUGCUGUGUAUGUAAGGCGGCUAGCGCGGUAGUGGGGUUCGUGCAUUCGGAUGUCGUACACUGCUGCAUGUGCGGGGAGUGUGAGGUGCAGAUGCGGCAGCGGGGCUUGCUGGGCAGUUGUCCGGUGUGUGGCCGACCCGCGGGGUCGGUGACUCGGGUUGUGGUGAGCUGAGGUGAGAUGGGGGGGAGCUGAGCUACGGGAAUUUAUGCUGGAUCGAGAGUGCCUCUUACCAGCAGUCUGAUUUUACGUCAGGGGUUCCAUGUAUGAAAAUAUGGCAAAAGCAGUGAGCUGCAGUCGGCUGGACAGCUCGCGUGUGCCAGUGCUUUCAGGUACAUGAUUGUGCUUGCAAACUGUGCACUUGUUGGGUAAGGUUAUCGAGAACACGUUUAGCUGCAUUUUGUUUUGCUUCUGGCUCCGUUUAUACUUGGCUGUGAGUGCUUGUAAGUUAAUUCCAGUGGGGGUUGCGCUAUGCAGUAGCAAGCGUGCGGAUGAAGGAUGGGCCGGCGUUACGGUGUGGUAGGUCGAAUGUGAUAAGUCGAUUGCGUUAGGUCGAAUGCAAUGAAGGCAGCGGGCUUUGCCGGGCAGCGUAGCUUCUGUUUGUCUCACUGAACAGGGCAGCAGGAGUAAGCUAACAGUUAGUUCGACGCUAGUUAAUUCAUCCCUUUCUUCGUUUGCUAUCUGGAACUGCAUGUGGGGUGUAUCAAUAUUCGUACUCGAUGCCAAAACUGCCCAUGUCUUUAUUGCUUGAGAAACCCGGGACCACAGUACUUGUGGGGCAAUGGGCAGCCGGUGUUGCACUGACAGGCCCUUAUAAGACAUGCUGCCGCGGGCCGUAAGUGCCUGUGUAAGACAAUCCUUCA